Molecule: messenger RNA, 9094 nt
Organism: Acromyrmex echinatior (Panamanian leafcutter ant)
Lineage: Eukaryota; Metazoa; Arthropoda; Insecta; Hymenoptera; Formicidae
Gene: Pi3K21B
Product: phosphatidylinositol 3-kinase regulatory subunit alpha
Biological process (GO): regulation of GTPase activity; signal transduction
Molecular function (GO): protein binding; GTPase activator activity
Source: RefSeq, a predicted model, not a curated record
CUCAGCGUGGGAACGAGAGAUCCUUCAGAUCGUGUUAUACAAUUCAAAACGAGAUUUUAUUCGCAAUUGAAUCUGUGCGUAAGGGUAUAUUCAAAAGAAUAUCGAAGCAAUGUCAAUCUUUUUUUUAUAAGAAACUUGUCUGGAAAAUUUAGCCGUCGUUGAAGAACUGAGUGCAAAGGAAGAAUAGUUUCGAAAUUUAUUUUUCGAGAUUUCAACUUAUCCUUUUUACUAUGAAAUUCCGGUUAAAUCCGUGCGACAAAAUGAAAACUGCUCCAGUUUUUCCAGGACGUCUUCUAGAAGAGGCUACAGAGACAAAGACUUUCGGAGCACGUCAGAAAAUGCGCGACUGAGUUCCCCUUAAAGCACGCCCCGUGCAUGCGUCUCAAACACAACGUGCUCGCACAGUCAAGCAUCUUAUUUUCAACAUUCCAGAAGCGAUUCCAUCGACUUCUUGCUCCGGCUCAAUCAGACACGAUCAUCGAGUAGCGAGGAGUUUUUUGGUGCUCCGAGAGCCCGCCGCCAUUCCGAAAUCAUUUCGUCAGAAGCGAUCAAUGAGGAAUAACUAAUAUCUUGGAAAAACUAUCGUUCAAAAUUCACCAAAUUACUUUCGUUUACUAUUUUCUCUGAUUAGCAGACUAAUUCAGUGAAGAUAUGGUAAAUGAAAAUAAUUUAUUUGAUAGAGAUAAGACAAGUUUCUUAUCUUGUCUAAAUUUGAUCAAACCAAUCUGUCAUCUUUGAAUCUUCAUUAAAUCUGUGCGAUCGUUGAGUGAUCGUUGAGAAUCGAAUCUUAAUCUAAACCGAAACUUUGUUAUUCAUGUAAUUCUCAUCAUCACCGAGGUCAACCCGUUGAUUCCUAACACUAGGAUCAUUUGGUAAAUCACAACGAUUCGAUGCUGAAAGGCUCCUUAGAAUUAUAUCGUAGAUUUUGAAGCGAGAGUCCGGGUGAUUCCCGAUGAGUGCAUAUUCUCGUUCGUCCAGCUCGGUCGAUCCGCUCGUCGCCUAGGAAUGUUCGGCAGGAAAUUUCCAUUCCCGGCGGUUCGAUCGGACCGAAACGAAUGGCUCGGGGCCCCGGCGUCGUUCCGGCACGAGUCUGUUCAGCGUAAAGGCCACGGGAAGAACCGACAAAUGUCGGAGAUUGCCGAAGCACCGUUGCGCUGAACCACGAGCUACCCUCGGCAGCAGCUCGCGGCUGGCUAUGGCUAUUGACCGAGCUUGGCGGACCGGCCGGUCAGCUGUGCGCCUCGCCGGCGGUGUGGUAUUCUCCUCCGCGGCCAGGAAGAAGCCGUCCACGUAGACGAGGCGGUGUGUCGUUCAGGUCGGUGUAGAUCAGCCGGUGUGAGUCAAUAACGGGGAACCGAAAUACGAACGAACAUCCGUCCAGAGUUAGUUGAAAGGAGAGCUAGCGAGGACUCCCUCAGGAGAGGAGUCCAGCGGCGACGGAAGUGCUUGAAAGACUCGGUCUCCGGGCGUUGUAGACGAUCGCAUAGAGACAGUCCCCCGGAGAGCCACGCGUUCGUACAUAUGUCCGCGAGUGGAAUCGAGGAGAAAGAGAGACUGACUGCUCCGGUCUUGUCGUUGUCGUCAUCAUUGAUGGAUCGGUCCGAGUGAAAGCCCAAAACGUGCGAAUCGCUGGCUACACGCGCUGCGGCAAGUAAAGACAGUUGGAGUAGGAGAGUGAACUCCAGACGGAGCGGGGGUUAAAGAAGACUAGAGAGAGAGAGAGAGAGAGAGAGAGAGAGAGAGAGAAAAAGAGAAAUGUACUGAGAGAGGAAAAAGAGAGAAAGAAAGAGUGAGAGCGAGGGAGGGAAGGAGGAACUUGGCUCACGGGCAAUACUCGACAUGUAGAGACCGACCGGCUGUGCACGGCCAGUGCGGAGAGGAUCGCGCGAGAGAGGACCUGAGAGAGGAAGAGAAAGAGAGAGAAAAAGAGAGAGAACAAGAGAACGGGCAACGAACGAUCCCGAGAGAGACCGGGGAAGAGGUUGGUGGGAGGAGAAACUGAAGGAGAGAGAGUGAAAGAGACAGAUCGACCGAGUGUAGGAGAGACACCGAAUGAAACAGAGCGAGAGAGAAAGAGAGAGCAAAGGAUAGACAAAUAGAUAGGUGUCGUGUACGUAUGCGUUACGAGUGACGAGUGCAGGUGUGUGCGCGUGUUGCAGGCAGGCCACCGGCACAAAAAGUGCUGGGCCCAGUGGACUUUUCCAUACCGGAGGAGAACUGCGUGCAUACGUACGCACGUACGUACGUGCGUACAUCGUGCGUGCGUACCGUCCGCGCGCGUGUCUGUGUGCACGAGAGUGCGCGCGCCGCCUUCGCGAUCGCGGACGGACACGCCGGCGAGUUUUCGGCCGAGUACCUGCGAACGAGGACGGACGGAGACCGAUCGACCGACCGACCGAUCGACCGACCGACUCUCCUCUCUUUUCUUCUCUUCUCGUGGUCUACACGGUGACCUCCGCUAAGACAGAAGAAACAGGCUAAAGCCAGGUAAAGCCGCACCGACCGGUAGCCAACUCGAUUUCGUAGAGUGCGCGCGUCAGGUGCGAGAAGAAGAGAAGGAGAAAGAAAGAGAAAAAGAAGGAGAGAGUUGGAUGGUGAAAGAGAGAAAGAGAAAGAGAGAGAGAGAGAGAGAGAGAGAAAGAGAGAGACCAGGAGGUUGGACGUCGCAGCGCUGACGUCGAGAGGAUACCUUACGUGGACGGCUUUACCGGGUGGAAGCGACCGCGGAAUCGUCGACAGCGAGAAGAGGAGGUAAUAGGAUCGUCCGUCACUGAGGUCUACCUUGCCGGCCGAGAGAGAGAGGGAAAGAGCGAGCCAACUUGGUACACACGAACUCCGUUCCGACUCUGACUCCUCCGUCGCUACUAACUCGCGGUCGGUAAAGCGUCGAGACGACGGCAGUGGUGAUCCGGCGAGAUACGAACGGCUGGCAGUCGCGGCCUUCUGGUGGACGUGAUAAGGACGAGUGGUGUGAUCCGUUCCGGACGAAGUGGUCGGUUGUGCGAAGCGCGAGAAAAAGCUGCGAAGGGACGGACAGAAAGAAAGGAAACGGAUCAACGGCUUCUCGAUCGAACAAUUUGGUGCUGCAUUUAGUGCUACUCCAAUUGUACCGAUAUUCAGAAGACCAAAGGAACUUGAGAAGAUCUAGGAAGUGAGAUAUUAAAGGAAACAAAAUCCCUGCGGAGGAGAAAGCGAACGUAAAGCAACAACGAGAGAAGACACGAGUCCUUGAUCAACAAUCCGGUACUACGUGGACUUAAUCACGAACGACGGUGCGGGGAAGGCAGAAGAUAGCCAAAAGGAAGAAAGGAAGUAGCCGGAGUGUCCUUGAUGGGCCAUCCGGUGGUACGUGAUCGAGCUGUGUCGCGACCGACAUUGACUCGGCUUCGUCGUAUCGAGGGAGAUUAGAGGCGACCCACGUUUUACUCGCUUCGUUCGGCAGACAACGAACGCCGGCGAAGCGACGGGAGCAACGAAGGAGAGUUGCGAGGGGAGAGUGAGGAGAGGAGAGGAGAGGAUCUACUUGCUGAUCAGCGCGAACCCCGGGCGAUAAGCGGCUCCCGUCUCGAGUUGAUGAGCCGCUGACUCGGCGGACACGGGAGCCGGUUGUUUCAAAGCUAUUAGUGCCCACGAUGAUUCCAAUUAUCUGCGAGUGACUUCCACGUUCGCGCACGACGAUCUGUCUACCGCCCUAUCCAGUCGUUUUGCGAUCACUUGGCACGCUCCGUGCCGGUUUCCUUAACGGAAACGAGGACUCUCUCCGACUUCCACGUGUACAUUUUGAGAACUGCCGAUUCUGGAUCCUUGCGAGUGGAUAGAGUGAUCGGCAUCGGUUUCAGAAAUCGACUGGAAAUGUGCGAUCGCACGCAUCGUGGAUCCACCUGGAGUCUCAACUUGAUCUACCAUUAUUAAUUGCUUCGAGGAUAAUCUGGCAGCAUCGUUCCAUCGGAUUAAUCCGUUCGGGACGAAUUUCCAGAUAAACGGACGGGUGAUCGCCUUCCAUUCCAUCCGGGAUUACUCCGGGAUCGCGCUCGAUAAGCCACGAGGAUUCCCGUACGCUCGCGCUCGCGCGAGGCUACGCUUGAAAAUCGCUCGGUGUCGUUGCUUGACAAAACCGGUUUCGUUCGGCUCAGCGAAUCUCGGCGUUUAUACAAAGGUCGUGUGUGAGAGCGCGCCGCGCGCGCGACUGCGGGAGAGUAUGUGGUAGGAGUGAGAUUUAUGGAAAACGAAUUUACACGAGGUCACACCCACGGGAGCGGCUGUCUAUCUCUCUCUCUUUUUUUCUUGUAUCUUCGUUUCUCUUUCUCUCUCUCUCUCUCUCUCUCUCUCCCCCUUGUCUGUCUCCUUGUAACUCGCACUCUCUCCCCCAGUUUGUCUAUCAGUUUAUUCACGCAUUCCCUCUAUUAAUAAUAACGAUGGAGCCGAUACAACCGAGAAUCGCCGACCAGAUCACGUUGAAGAAUCCUUGAAGGAACGAGAUCUCGAUCGCAAGAGAGUGAUAUCGUUCUGAUAUCGACUAACCGAAUAAAUAUGCCACAUUCGCGGCGGCCUUGAAGAAUUUUCUUCGGGCCGACAGUCACUGUGCGCAGGAUCAGCGAACCUGAGAUAACGCCGGCAACGAAGCACAAGGGAAUUCAUAGGGCGGCUCAUCAUGCUAGCGACCUUGAGUAUCCAAGUGUCUCCGAUGAUUAAGAAUCGCGAUCGAUUGAAUACGUAACUAUUGGACGGCGAAUCUCAAAGACUUCGAAGGAUGUCGGGGGACUUGAGUGGCCCACGGGAGGAGCAGGACUCGUCGCCUGGGUCGAAUAGCAGCAACGCGUCAGUUGCGAGGAAAUCAUCGGCGAGGAAAAUUUAGCUGUCUUGCCACGAGCACUUGCUUGAUGAUCGGUCACGGCAACGAUGAAGCGUGCGACGAGCGCAUCCGUUGCGGCCGCCACGGCCGCCGCGACGCAAGUGCAUCACCAGGCGAGGAUCCAGGAGUUGUUCUCUCCCGGAUCAAUGCCGACGGCGACGGCGAUGACGACGUCGACGACGACAAUGACGACGACGACGACGUCGACGAACACGAAUACGACGAUCGGUACCUGCACAGACGAGCUGGAUAAGCAAAUCACAACGAUGUCCUCCCGGCUCGAAUCAAAAGGCUCACCGAAGAUUAGUCCUGGAACGGGCGACGACAACAAGGCUAAGUCUACAGUAAUGUCGCGAUUAUUAGCCGUCGAUUCCGACAACUACAUGCUGCGCAAGGCCGCCACAUCGGCGACGACGGCAGCUACCAACGGCGCCGUGGCGCCGUCGUCUACCACCUCAUCAUCGUCGUCAUCGUCGAAUGGUUCCGCGAGCAUGCAACUGCAACGGCAGAUGCAGAGUCUCGCCAUCGGAUCGACUACCGCGCCGUCGAUCCUCGCAACGUAUGGCAACGGUAGUGAUCACGUUGUCGGUCAGCUGUACGAUGUCACGCGGGCAACGUCCAGAUCGGCAGCGACGUACGUGUCACCCAGGUGGUACACCACCAGUAAUAAUAAUCAGGCGACGAGGCAGCAUCGAGAAGGAACUGCGGCAGCAGCGGUGGCGGCAGCGACUGCGACCGCGCAACUCGAGGAGCAAUCCUUGCAGCAGUUGCAGCUGCAAUCGCGUACGGCGACGUCGACGCGCGACGACGCGACGACGCCCGCGGCGUCGACGGUAGACGGUGUCGAGAGCGAGCUCGGUUUCACGAGGCCGGUGUGCGCGAGACCGGUGUCUUUUCAUCGAUACAUGUGUUGGUGUAGCGCGCAACAGCAGCAGCAGCUGCAGCUGCAGCAGCAGCAGCAGCAGCAGCAGCCUGCUGUGACGGAGGGCGUCGACGCGAACUCCUCGAUCGGUCGCGCGAAGGGUAGCAGGGGCUCAGCCACCCACGAAGGGUUGGCAACGAGACGAACUGUGCGCGAUGAUAAUAAUAGUAGUUUAUGUUGCUGCAUGUGCGGUUCUCUAUGUCCUGCAGAGUGCCACGCGUGCUUCCACAUCGUGUGCUCGGACUACAGCGGCCAGCACCUGUGCAAAUGGACUACCAAGGGUCACGCGCUACCGGGCCAGGUUCACGACAAGGACAAGCCUGUCAGUGAGUGGACGUCGCUGAACGUAGUUGAAUGGAUGUCAGCCCUAAAUCUAUACCGCUAUGCGGACGUCUUCAAAUCGAAGGACAUUAAAGGCAGCGAUCUGCUUCAUCUGGAUCGGGAAAAGCUCAUGAAUAUGGGUAUAAAAGAUGAAUUUCAUCAGAGGAACAUUUUGGUGUGCAUCGAGGAACUCUGCAAAACGUUGCCACCGCCUCCGGUGGCGAUGGAGACGAUGGGUUCGACGCUCAACACGACGACGCCGACACCCGGCGUCGCCGUCGAAUCGGCCUGUUCCCUCGGAGUCAACUAUCCGGGCAACAACCUGGCCAAUAACGCGCACAACCUCAUGCCGCACAGCUUCAGCGUGUUGGAGAAGUGCGGCAAAUGCCAUAAAUACCUCAGGGGCCUCUUACAUCAGGGCUUCCUCUGCCAAGAUUGCGGGCUGGUCUCUCACAGGACGUGUUCAGCGACGGGUUUACCUUCCAAUUGCAUAUCGGUCGACUCGGACAAUCGUAUCAGCAGGUUUACUUCAGUGUUCGGCCUCGCGCUGUGCUCGCAAUUCGACACCGCCAGCCGUGCGGCGCCGAUUCUGGUGGAGCGAUGUACCCGCGCCCUCGAGGAGCUGGCGUUCCCUAAUGAGCAGAUCCCCGAACUGCGACAGAAGCUGAACGAAGAUGUCUGUAAUGCGGAUUUAAGUCCGUACACUCCCCAAUGUAUCGCCAGUGUCUUGAAAAAGUUUUUACGUGAAUUGCCAGACCCAGUAAUCCCGGUGCAAUGGUAUGACAGGUUUCUGGAUGCGUCGAAUAUGAGAAGCGACGAGCAGUGCGCGACGCGUCUCAAUCAAUUAGUAGCGGAGCUACCGGAGCAUCAUCGUAGCACAUUGUGCCAUUUGAUGGCACAUUUCUGUCGCAUCUGCCAGUUGCAGCACGGAAGGGGCUACACGGAACCACCGACCAUCCUUGUACAAGUUCUCUGCCAUAUAUUUCUCAGGCCGCCCUGGGAGCGAAUCAUCCAAGUUGUUCACAACACGGAGGCACACAUACGCAUAAUGGAAUUGCUACUAUUACACGGCGAUUGGAGCGAGAGGCUACCGGAGUUUGCCAGUCCCCCGCAAUUGCCGCCACGUAAAGUUUCGAGACCACAGUUUCCGAUUUUGGAUCCGUUCCCGGUUCUUGAGGACGAAACUGUAGACAAAACGGCACCUGGUACGGAUACUGGCAAAGAUCAACAGCAGCAUAGGCCGCGCACGCUACAGGAAGCUGAAUGGUAUUGGGGUGAAAUCACGAGGGACGAUGUAAACGAGAUGAUGAUCGAUUCACCGGAUGGCACCUUUCUGGUACGCAAUGCGUCUUCCAAGGGUGGCGAGUACACUCUAACGCUGCGUAAAGGCGGGACCAACAAGCUCAUCAAGAUCAGUCACCGAAAUGGAAAAUAUGGAUUUUCGGAUCCCUAUAACUUCCAUUCGGUCAUCGAGCUGGUUGACUACUAUAGGAACUGCUCGCUCGCACAGUAUAAUUCGGUGCUGGAUAUUAAGUUGCUUUACCCGGUGUCGCGAUUUCAACAGGAUGACGAGAUCGCAAAUACGACCGACAUGGCAAAAGUCAGACAGAAAUAUUUUGAGUUAGAUAAAGAUAUAAAUGAUACAAUCCGGCAGUAUCAACAUUGUUCGGAUUUGUACAGCAAAACGGCCUACGAAGUUCAGUUGAAACGUAAUGCAUUGGAAGCUUUCACAGAGGCCAUCAAGAUGUUUGAGGAACAGAUAAAGUUGCAAGAAAGGUGCAAGAUAGAAGCCCAACCUCAUGAGAUUUCUACUUUAACAGACAAUUCAGAAUUGUUGAAGCGAAGACUGAAGGCCUUAGAAGAUAGUAAAGAACAAUUGGAUGAGAGUCUGAAACAACAGAUCGCCUACUAUAGAACCCUUGAGAGAGAAAUGUACAAGCUGAAGUCAGAGAUUGGCGUACUUGUGCGGCAAAAAGAUCGCCAUUCUCAAUGGUUAAAGAAGAAUGAGAUAAAGCAGAACAAAGAGGAGGUGGACUUUGCAGUUCAUUCCGAUGAGAAAACGUGGCUGUUUUUGAAAGGUUCUCGUUCUGAUGCUGAUCUUAUUCUAAAGGGCCGGCCCGAUGGUACCUUUCUUGUUCGUCGAUCGAGAACUGGCCAGUACGCACUUUCUAUAGUGUGCAACGAUACGGUACAGCAUUGCAUAAUAUACGCUACCGAGCGCGGUUAUGGUUUUGCCGAGCCAUACAACAUUCACGAGACCCUGAAACACCUAGUGCUGCACUAUGCUCAGAAUUCUUUGGAGGAACAUAACGAGUGCCUGACGACCACUCUGGCCUAUCCCGCGUUUGCGCCACCCGCAGCGCUAGCGCAACUACAGGCCCAGCAGAAGCAGUUGCAGAUCCAUAUUCAGAAUCAAUCAUCGUUCGCGCGACCGCCCCAUGAGAAUCAGCUCGUCAUGCCGCAUACAUAAUAUUGGCCUGUCGAGCGUCGCGAUCCGGAUCCGCUCGAGUCUGAGUACGUUCACGCACGCGCGCACACCCACACGUGAGUUCUGCUGCUACAAGCAUCAUUCGCCGACGCGAUCGGCAGAUCGACUGUAUCACGUGAGCCUUCCUUGACGAAUUCGAACACACGUUUCGUUGCGAGAUAAAACGCUCCUUCGUUCGGAACGUUUCCUAAAAUCGCGUACAAUAAUUAUGCGUAUGUUUCACAGUGAGAGGAAAUAGUCUCACGCGAAAUAUCGUGAAAGCACGCAAUGUAAUAUCGGUUGCUUAAUCAUCAUCGAAUGGUAGGUAGGUCGUAAGAUCUCCGAAAAUACGGAGCACUUUGACGAAGUGUAUAAUAGCCGUAAUAAUCGUAAGAGAUACUAGCGAUAGAAUUAGAUAUAUAUGCGUUAUCGCGAUACGAUAAUGAUCGCUUCGAAGCAGAAGUUCCCAAACGGCGCGUCGUGCAUCCUGAUAAAAUGCGAUUUAUAUCCAGAAGAAUAUAGAAGCAAGAAA